AUGUUUCAAUACGGCCGAAAAUCCGAUCAGCGUCAGCGUUCCAUGGAGCGACAGCCUCGCCGACGUCGCAGACCUGCCCUGUCAUGCCUGGAAUGCCGCCGGCGGAAGAUCAAAUGCGACCGGAACGAACCCUGCGCGCAUUGUGUCUCGGCCAAGAUCCAAUGUACCUACAAGUUCUAUACCGAUCCUCCUAUCGACCAGCGACAACCUGCAGAGGGCAGUGGUGCGUUGCGCCCGACCUUGAGUCCGUUAGCCUCGGCGCCCGCCUCGCCUUCAGCUUCAGCUCGUGCCUCGCGGAAUGACUUAGACAGACCAAGACCAGUCCCUGAGAACUUUGUUCAUCCGUGGGGGCCUCGUGCGACAGCCGUAGCAGGACCACAACAACCACGAGAUGAUGACCCGAAGGCCACCAGCAGCAACGACAACCGACCACAGAAUGAUCACCCAGAGACAAUCGACCGCAACGACACGCGAACACAGCUUGGGCCCGACGAGCAACCGGAUCUCCGAGAUCUUCUGCAGCGUGUAAAGAAGCUGGAAGGAUCUGCAGCAACUACCAACCCCCUAAACGCCUUAUCCGAGACAACCCAAGACAUACUAGCGCGCCAGUCCGGACUGCGGGAUUCGCAAACGAUGUUGGACAAGUCGAGAAUCGUGCGAUGGAGCCACUGGAUGGGAACUGCUCCAGAGUUCCAUCUCAUUGGUGAUUGUUAUACGGAAGUUCUGGGCCACUCCAAAGCUUUCUCUGAAGACGCCGAAACGGAAGCCCUGGUCGCUCAGAUAGGCGACGGGCUCCAGAAAUGCAAAACCAUAGCGAAGCGCAUCAAGCUGGGCCGACCGAGCAGAUGCCUGUCCUGGCGUGAAUUUGGAUUGUCGACCCCUUCCCGCGAGGUGGCAGACGUGAUGGUCAACCUAUACUUCCGGUCAUUCGAAUCGACGCACAGGAUCCUACAUGUGCCUACCUUUUGGUCCGAGUACCAGCGAUACUGGGCCGAUCCCGAAAGAGGAACAGCAACCGACCUGCGGCUCAAGAUCCUUCUCGUCAUCGCCAUAGGAUCGAGCCUGUCCGAGUACGGGGACACCGACGCCGGAUUCCGCAGCAUGGUCCACCAGUGGAUCUACACUGCUCAGGCGUGGCUUUCGGGACCCCUGGAAAAAAAUCGCCUCAACAUCACCGGUCUGCAGAUCCACUGCCUGACCAUCCUCGCUCGACAGACCUUUUCGAUCGGGGCCGAUCUCGUCUGGAUGUCGAUGGGCUCCCUCGUCCACCGAGCCAUGCAAAUGGGCCUCCAUCGUGACCCCAAACACUUACCUGAGAUGUCCGUGUUGCAAGCGGAGCUCCGUCGAAGGCUCUGGGCCACCAUCGUCGAGAUGAUCAUCCAAUCUUCACUCGACUCGGCCAUGCCACCGCGAAUCUCCUUCGACGACUUCGACACCGAGCCUCCAUCCAACAACAACGACGAUGAGAUACAAGUAGAAGACGAAUCUCUCACGAGCAAGAGUUCGGCACUCCAGCCCCACCCCAAGACCGUCUAUACCUCGACAUCGCUUCAACUCCUCCUGCUUGACUCGUGGCCCACGCGACUCCGGAUCCUCCAGCUUCUGAAUGGCCUGCACUCGGAACUGUCGUACGUUGACGUCCUUGCUCUGACCGCACAAAUGACCGACGCCUUGAAGGCAUGCAACAGCUUCAUGCAGGCCAAUACCACAGCCUCCAACAACGACAACAACAAUAACCAGGACGGUGACCCCGACUCCGGCUCCAGUCCCAGCGGCGGUGGGGUGACGGCAUUCCACCGCAACCUCCUCGACUACCUAGUCCGCCGAUUCAUGAUCGUCCUACACUGCCCGUUCGUCAGCAAAGCCCGCGCGAACCCGCUAUUCUACUAUUCUCUCAAAGUCAGCCUGGACUCUGCUCUGGCGCUCAUCUCGCCCGAACCGGACGCCGGCUUCUCGCACCUCAUGACCAUCGGCGGCGGCUUGUUCAGGGAGGGCCUGUGGUACGCGCAGACGGCCAUCACGCUGGAACUCCUCGCCGAGGUCGAAGCCCAGCGGCGCGACGGCACGCUUCGACGAAAAAUCUCCCCUUACCGCGACCUCCUCAAGAAGGCCACCAGGGACAUCAUCGCGCUGUCCGUCGAGCGCAUCCGCCGCGGAGAGACCAACAUCAAGAGCCACAUGUUUCUGAGCAUGGUCCUGGCCCAGGCCGAGGCCAUGGAGGCAGGGGUCUCGUAUCGCUUCGAGAUGGCCCGCGCCGCCGUCGACAGCCUCGACUUCUGUCACGCUUUGCUCGAGAACCGUGUUGGAAAUACCACUGGCGGCACGGGGGCCUUCCCAAGUCCCAACGACAACGAUAUGGGCCGUCUCACGUCAACCUCAACCAAUCUUGGUGGUCGGGGCCAAGAUGACUACGGCUUGGAUUUUGAUCUGGACUUGGAGUUUUUCUUGCCAGACGCCGGCUUUACCUGACUUGGUCUACCUGCGAACUACUACUACCAUGUUAACUGCCUUUCGUGAGCUUCUGGCUCCCUCUUAAAACCUUUCACACGGUCCGACAAGCCGGACGGACACCUCCUCACCUCUUCCGAAACGUCUGUAUAUCCAUCCAUGGUGGGACACAGUGGUCAUGGAAAACUCGGCCCAAAUAGAUCUAGUACGAUCUUGAACCACUCCCCCACCAGUGGAAGAUUUUUUUGCCAUGUGCAAUCUGGACGCAAUGCGUGCCUGCUGAGCCGUCGACACGCUUCUCGAUAUAUCUCCCCCAACGGUCCUGGAUGAACGGCCGUUGUCUGCCCGUAGCGUUACCGACUCGAGUAUGACCACGCCGGGGCGAAAGGGAGCCUAAAGGUUGGUUGGGUUUCGCCUGAUCGAGGAAACGAAGUCGGGCGUUUUUGUGCAAGCUCCUCGGCCUAGAGUUGGUUACUGGAAGGCGCCUGCGACGGAGGGAGAGUAUUCAGUGUAUUGUGGAACCCAGGAUCUUUGGUCCUGCCCUCAAAUCGUGGGUAUGCAUCAUCGAAGACCGCAUAGUGUGUCUUGGGCAGACAAACAGUCGAUAUAGG
Messenger RNA from Exophiala xenobiotica, 3059 nucleotides. RefSeq lists its product as uncharacterized. NCBI's taxonomy places the organism in Eukaryota, Fungi, Ascomycota, Eurotiomycetes, Chaetothyriales, Herpotrichiellaceae. Gene Ontology annotation, molecular function: RNA polymerase II cis-regulatory region sequence-specific DNA binding; zinc ion binding; DNA-binding transcription activator activity, RNA polymerase II-specific. The coding region runs from base 1 to 2469 and encodes 822 amino acids. Gene Ontology annotation, cellular component: nucleus. Gene Ontology annotation, biological process: regulation of transcription by RNA polymerase II; DNA-templated transcription. The record is from RefSeq and is a predicted model, not a curated record. The transcript has 2 exons.